Messenger RNA from Spizellomyces punctatus DAOM BR117, 3839 nucleotides. RefSeq lists its product as uncharacterized. The coding region runs from base 69 to 3803 and encodes 1244 amino acids. The record is from RefSeq and is a predicted model, not a curated record. The transcript has 13 exons. Gene Ontology annotation, biological process: tubulin complex assembly; microtubule cytoskeleton organization; post-chaperonin tubulin folding pathway. Lineage: Eukaryota; Fungi; Chytridiomycota; Chytridiomycetes; Spizellomycetales; Spizellomycetaceae. Gene Ontology annotation, molecular function: GTPase activator activity; beta-tubulin binding.
CUGGGCCAUGGCCUAUCCGCGCUCAUAACCGCUGGUUUUCCAGCGCUCGAUUUGCACAAGAUUGCAGCAUGCUGUUGGCCAACCCACCAUCAAGCAACGACCCUUUGGCGAGUCCCGAAGCAGAAGGCCCACAAGAGGCGGAUUGUUUUGUAUCUUUCUUUUCAGAAGCUGACAUUGUUGACGCGGCUCUUGGCGAUCUACUCAAAACCCUGGACGAGUUGCAUGCGGCCCUAUUGCAGGACGUCAGCCCUCAAAGUGACAAUGACUUUGACCCAGAGCAGUUGCAGAUUGUUGAAAAGAUCAAUAAAAUACUGGAAAAAUAUCAAGAGCAGCCCCACCUCCUUGACCCUCACCUGCAACGCCUGGUUCAGCCCGUAGUCUUCAAACUACGCGAUACGAUAACAGUUUGGCACGAAAGACAUGAACGUGAUAAAGAGGGCAUCAUGCUUGUCAAAGUAGCCCGUUGCCUCUAUCCAUUCUUUAGAUAUCUAUAUGUACUUACCAAAGUCCGUGGAUACAAGACGAUAGUCAAGUUUUUCACGCACGAGGUUGCCGACUUGGAACCUGUUCUUGCGUUUUUAGAAACAAUGGAUGGUACCCUACAGGAUCCACUCUUGUGGGAGGCCCGCUAUGUUCUCCUAUUAUGGCUGUCGCUGUUGAGCAUGAUUCCCUUUGAUCUACGUAAUGUGGACAGCGGGGCGUCAUCUGGGCAAUCACUUGUUGAACGAAUAAAGACAUUGUCAAGGUCAUACUUGUAUGCGGUAGGAAAAGAGCAUGAAGGAGGAGCAAUAUUGCUCAUGAGGUUGCUGACGCGACAAGACACCAGCAGCGAGCAUCUCAUGGACUAUGUCAAAUGGGCCGCCAAGGAAAUACGAGGAACAACCGACGUGUUCAGACUUCGUGGAGUGUUAAUAUCUCUGUGUACAAUAUUCAAGAACGGUCGACGGGAGCUCCUCGUUCCCGCUCUUGAUGACGUGCUACUCUGUUGCCAAUUGAUCAAUGAGCCAUAUGUAAAGAACAAUGCGCUUUUGCGUAAGCUUUUGGUCAAACUAGGACAACGUGCUGGACUGUGUUGUAUGAGACCUCGUACGGCAAAGUGGCGAUAUCAGCGAGGUCAUCGAUCUUUGCAGCACAACUUAUCCGCUCUGGGUACCGGGCUUCUGACAGAAUCCGCGACCGAAUUGGUAGAUAACGAUGUGGACCUUGAUGAUGUACCAGAGUCUCUCGAACUCGUGGUAGAGCUUCUACUGAACGGUCUCAGGGACAAAGACACGAUCGUGCGAUGGUCGUCCGCGAAAGGCAUUGGGCGGAUAACCAAUCGAUUACCGCAAGAUCUAGGGCAAGAUAUCGUUACCUCCGUCAUUUUACUGUUGGAGGAGAACGUAUUGUCGAAAGCCGAUGGUGAAGGCUAUGACGUGUCACAAGUAUCAGAUCAUACUUGGCACGGUGCAUGCUUGGCAUUGGCGGAGCUGGCGAGGAGGGGUCUGCUCCUUCCGGAGAAGCUUCAAGAAGUGAUGCCGUGGAUAUUUCUGGCCCUCAAGUUCGAUCAACGCCGCGGUAAUUAUUCAAUCGGGGCACAUGUCCGUGAUGCGGCAUGCUACGUUUGCUGGUCGUUUGCAAGAGCAUAUGCCCCUGAAAUUAUGCAACCGUUUGUCGGAGACCUAGCAAAAGCUCUAGUGGUGGUCAGCGUAUGUGAUCGUGAAGUCAACAUUAGACGCGCUGCAUCGGCUGCGUUUCAGGAGAAUGUUGGGCGUCAGGGAUUGUUUCCGCAUGGGAUCGAGAUCGUUACUGCAGCUGAUUACUUUUCCGUUGGAAAUCGCACAAAUGCUUUCUUGGAUGUAGCUGUUGACAUAGCAAGGUACCCUGAAUAUUACAGUCAUAUCUGCGACCAUAUGGCACAUGUGAGCCUGUCCCAUUGGGACAAAAGUAUACGAGAAUUAGCCGCAGAGUCCUUAGCGAAGCUAGCUGUAAUGGACUUGCCGUACAUUCUUGGUCGGGUUCUUCCAAAGCUGAUUCUUCGAGUCACUUCAGAUGAACUGGCGAUUAGACAUGGUGCCUUACUGGCCGUGGGACAAAUUUGCCUUGCGUGGUCCAGAUGUCGGCGACAAGAAGAUCCUAAGGCUGAGCAGUGGUGGGAAAGGGAACUGGAGAAUCUCAUUGUGCCGAUAUCCGCGCUCAUACCAUUAUAUCCUCAACCGUAUCUUGAUGGGUUUGGCGGUGAUUUGACGCGUCUGGCGUGCUGUCGAAUGAUCACUUGUCUCGCCGAGGCUGACUGGCCUGUCCAUGUCGACAUCUCCCGGAUGGGAAACAUGAGUGGGAAAAUGGACGCCCUGACUCUGCCAAAUUCAUGGCUGCAGAUGGUAACCACGUCCCUCGAACAAAGGGAUGAGAGCGUCCAGGCUGCUGCUGCGACGGCCUUGGGAACUUUGAACAGAUGGAAUACUCUCGACCCUGCAACGCUCAUGGACCUAAUAGAGAGAAUGCAAACAACAUCCAACCGAAACGUAAUACGUGGAUAUGCAUUGGCGUUAGGCACACUCUCUGGUGAAAUUCUAUCCGCAAAUCUUGAAAGAAUUGUUGAUGCGCUUAUUGCUACCGCCAUUGUCAAGGAGGACAAAACGUUUGAUGAUGCAGAGGCACGGCGCAAUGCAAUCCAAUCCUUGACUAGCAUUUGUGCAACAUACGGAUCAAGCUUACAAACCGCUAUGCCUCGUCCGGUAUACCUGAAAGUUGUAGAGACUUUCCUUGCUGGAUUACUGGAUUACAGCUCAGAUUCGCGGGGAGAUGUUGGUUCAUGGGUCCGUCAGGCGAGCAUUCAAGGCUUCGAGCGCAUUGUUCCGUUGUCGGUGGCAUCUACAGCAUCCCUCCCCUCCGACGGCACCACAUACAUGACGCAAGAUAUCGCUUUGCGCAUAAUAUGUAAUCUGUGCCAGCAGAGUGUGGAAAAAAUCGAUAGAAUGCGAGAGGCAGCCGGCAAGACACUGCUAUUUCUCCUGUGGGACGUUCCUGGGUUCACAUUUGAAGGACACACGGAGCUGAAAAAGAUUCUACCAAAAAAUAACCAAAUCCAUUGGAAUACAGCCGCUGACGUUUACCCGACCAUGAUGCAAGUCUUGUGCAUACCACAAUUUAGAGUGAGCACAUUGGUCGGCCUCGUAGUGGCCAUCGGUGGUCUAUCGGAAAGUUUGGUGCGAUCCUCGAGCACGAAUUUUAUCGACUUUGUCAACACAAUUCCGGAUGGGAUGAGUGUGGACGAUGACAACCGUAUGAAUCUGGGCGAUCUGUUUGCGGCGCUGCUGGAAGUGUUCCGGCAAUAUCAGCGUCGUGACAGGGUGUCGAAACCUCUGCUAGACGUGAUUGAUCUCCUUUUUGGAAGUGGUGCAAUGGCCAGAUAUUAUAAUGUACAGUUCUAUCAAGAUCUGUACGAUCUUGUAAAAAAAGAAGUUUUCAAGAGCAAGGAUGUGAAAAAGCUGCUUAGUGGGAUCAAAGUGUUUUGCGGAUUUCUGUCACUUGGUGAUGAUGGGCAGGAAACUAUCUCGGGGGUCCGAGAGCGUGCCUUAAAUCAAUUACUUCUGUAUCUAAAUCAUCCAUAUCCAAAGGUCCGCCGCGCUGCUGCUGAAGAUUUGUAUGUCGCGAUAACAGCGGUGAGCGAUACUGUAGUUGAGAAUGAUGGUGGAGGUGAUCAUGAGGUGCGUUUGGAGGAAGCAGAGGAAAUAUUGCUCACAACGGAUUGGGACGCGCAAGUCUCGCAGUUGAAGGGCCCUAAAGAGCAACUAAAAUCGUUGCUGUUAAAUAAAACCUAAGUCAUUACGUAUCAAUAUAAACAAAUGCACGUGAUA